Messenger RNA from Ostrinia furnacalis (Asian corn borer), 1456 nucleotides. RefSeq names its product phenoloxidase-activating enzyme. The record is from RefSeq and is a predicted model, not a curated record. NCBI's taxonomy places the organism in Eukaryota, Metazoa, Arthropoda, Insecta, Lepidoptera, Crambidae. Bases 57 to 1259 code for a protein of 400 amino acids. Gene Ontology annotation, molecular function: serine-type endopeptidase activity. Gene Ontology annotation, biological process: proteolysis. The transcript is spliced from 8 exons.
UUAUUAUCAGCGGGCUGCAGAGCAGUCGCGCUUGCAGCGCUCCAGGUGAACUGAACAUGAAGUGGACUCUUUUGAUUGGUCUCUUGGCAUUCGUUAGCCACCUGCAUGCAAACGAGGAAUGCCCUGCUGGCGAGACAUGUAUGUCAAUAAAGGAAUGUCCGCAAGACAUUACGGACUUGGCUAGAAUGAGACCGAAGCCGAAAGACAUAUUAGAAAGACUAAAGAAAGCUCGAUGCGGUAAACCGGCUGACAAAAAACUUUGUUGUAAAACCCCGCCAGAGUGUUACACAUGGGAUGGACGACCGGGGGUGUGUGAAUUGUAUGACAAAGAACGAACUAAAAAAUUAAAUAUGACACCUUGGAAAAUUAAAAUGUCAAAAUGCAUAAAUAAAAAUCGACUGGAUAUCUGCUACAGUAACGAGCCUGAGCGGCAACACGCUAAUUGCGAGAGCGCCUUUCCGGCUAGCCUAGACUCCGGAUGCUGUGGAAUCGAGAAAAGUGCAGGAGACAGGAUUAUGGGAGGGACAGCGACCAAGAUCGAUCAGUUCCCGUGGCUGGCGUUGCUCAAAUAUCCAAAGCCCUCCAUGUCCUGCAGUGGUGCACUUAUAAGCAGCAAAUACGUGUUAACAGCUGCCCACUGCGUAGACAAUGCUGACAAGGACCAAGCAACCGACGUUGUACUUGGGGAAUACGACAAGAGUACUAACUAUGACUGUGACGAUGAGCUCUGCAUCGAAAAUGCCACUGUCACCGCCAAGAUUCUGCAAAUCAUAAUACACCCCGAUUUCGACCAAAUCCAUAAGAAUUACGACAUCGCUCUCAUUAGACUGGAGAAAGCGGUGCCAUUUACAGAUUUCAUCCAACCGAUAUGUCUUCCGAGCCACGUUGCUGAUUUGACUAAAAAUCCACCAGAAAAGUUCAAACUAGUGGUCGCCGGGUGGGGAGACGUCGAUCCGAAUCACCAUCACUCUUCUAAUGUCAAGCUCCACGUUCAACUGCCGUUCGUCGAUGCACUUGCAUGUCGCCGAACUGUAAGAGAGUUGUGGACAAGUCAGAUCUGCGCCGGCGGCGAGGCGAAAAAGGACUCUUGCAACGGCGAUUCCGGCGGGCCGCUCAUGUACGAAAGGGAGGACGUCGUCUUUGAAGUCCUCGGCAUCACCAGCUACAGCGAGGAGAAGUGUGGCACUGCGAACGUACCCGCGAUAUAUACUAAAGUCCAUUCGUAUAUGAACUGGAUACAUUCUAAGAUUAGGCCGUAACCCACUAACACUACGGCACAAACUACGGCGAGAUUUGGACGUGCGAAUUUUUAAAUUUACAAUGACUAAGUACAAAAUUUAAAUGACACACAUGUAUGUCCCAAUAAGUAGGUAUAACAUACAAUUACAUUUUUAAUUAUAUCUGUUACAUUGUAUUAGCAGUAUUAGUGCUUACAAUAAAUCUGUACAACCAAAAG